Lontra canadensis (Northern American river otter) is the source of this 1170-nucleotide messenger RNA. It is a transcript of the gene TMEM192, whose product is annotated as transmembrane protein 192. Bases 113 to 928 code for a protein of 271 amino acids. Gene Ontology annotation, cellular component: late endosome; lysosomal membrane. NCBI's taxonomy places the organism in Eukaryota, Metazoa, Chordata, Mammalia, Carnivora, Mustelidae. The record is from RefSeq and is a predicted model, not a curated record. The transcript has 6 exons.
UCUGAAGUGGGGGAGGCUAAGUCCUAGAAGGUGGCAAUUUUGCUAGGCCGGCGGCGCGGGGAUCAGGUGGAGAGACCCGGCUGGCCGGGGCUUCGGCCUCAGGCUUCGGGAAAUGGCUACGAGGGGCAGGAUGGAGGACGGUUCCUUGGAUCUCACCCAAAGUAUUGAAGAUGACCCUCUUCUGGACACCCAGCAUCUUCCACACCAUUCAUUACAUGCUCAGUUUAGACCCAGAUUCCAUCCUCUUCCUACCGUCAUCAUAGCGAAUCUUCUCUUAUUAAUACAUGUUGUAUUUGUCAUUUUAGCAUUUUUAACAGGUGUGCUUUGUUCUUACCCUAAUCCAAUUGAGGACAAGUGCCCAGGAAACUAUACCAAUCCACUGAAGGUUCAGACAGUCAUAAUCCUUGGAAAAGUUAUUUUGUGGAUUCUGCAUUUCCUUCUUGAACGCUAUAUCCAGUAUCACCACAACAAAGUCAGAAACCGAGGCUAUAACAUGAUCUACCUAGCUACGAGGCAUCUUAAAGGACUUGCACUGAUGAUACACUCAACCGGCAGCACAGCUCUCCUCCUCGUGCUGUGCAUGCAGCACUCCUUCCCGGAGCCCAGCAGGCUGUAUCUUGACCUCAUCCUGGCCAUCCUGGGCCUGGAACUGAUCUGUUCCCUGACCUGUCUGCUCAUUUACACAGUGAAAAUUCGAAAAUUUAAUAAAGCCAAACCACAACCUGAUGUACUUGAAGAAGAAAAAAUAUAUGCUUACCCCAGCAAUAUUACCUCGGAGACUGGAUUCAGGCCUAUUUCAAGCCUAGAAGAGAUCGUCGAAAAGCAAGGAGACAUAAUUGCCUACCUGAAGCGACACAAUGCCCUGUUGAGUAAGCGCUUGUUUACUUUCACUUCCUCUGACCUUGACUCUCCGCCUGGUCACGUGUGAUCUGCUCAAGGUCAGGAAAGCAGUUGCAGAGGAAUGCAGAGGAAUCUAAGACUGAUCGAUGACCUGGCCAGCUAUCCUCAGGAAUGCCAGUUUUUGCCAGAUAACAUUUGACAAUUUUGGUUGGAAACUUUAAUUUUGCUCUCACCUGCAUGGCUCUUUAGUAGGUGAAACUUUUGGGUCACUUGAAAAGUAUUUCGUAGAGCCUGCAUAUCUCGAGGAGAACGUCUGUUUUUGCACAUUUU